Messenger RNA from Hermetia illucens (black soldier fly), 2749 nucleotides. Its product is annotated as 6-phosphofructo-2-kinase/fructose-2,6-bisphosphatase-like. Bases 1054 to 2520 code for a protein of 488 amino acids. Gene Ontology annotation, biological process: fructose 2,6-bisphosphate metabolic process; fructose metabolic process. Gene Ontology annotation, cellular component: cytosol. The transcript has 11 exons. The record is from RefSeq and is a predicted model, not a curated record. Gene Ontology annotation, molecular function: ATP binding; fructose-2,6-bisphosphate 2-phosphatase activity; 6-phosphofructo-2-kinase activity. Lineage: Eukaryota; Metazoa; Arthropoda; Insecta; Diptera; Stratiomyidae.
UCGACCCAGUGCACAGUCGUUUGCAGAUUUUGUCGCGAUUCGGCGGUGUUCAGACUUGGCUUCAUUCUCGUGAGUGUGGGAACUCCUCAUCCUGAAAAAAUUUCUGUGCGCGCUCAAAGUCCGCGAAAACGUAAAGGAAGUUGUCUCGAGGUGUUUACGUCCAGGAUUUACGUAAGUUCCGCAGUGACUCGAGUCUGCUUUCGUGCGAAUUUCGCGCGGUGAUCCAUUUGACAAGUGGAGCGGAGAAGAACGCGUGGUGGCGGUGCUCGGCUCGAAGGCUUGGGGCUCCAUUUUGUGUGGUUUCGGUUCCGCUGAUUUUUCCAGGGCAAGCUCUGCCUCCAUUGAAAGUCGCGCCAAUUAAACUGGCUGUUAAAAGCGAAUCCAGACAGAAUAGCUUCACGAGAAGUUACAAAAAUAGGUCGAAGACGGUGUCGUUGGACGGUGAUGGGGUUAGUCGCAAGCGAACCCAAGGAACUCGACCGAAUGGUGGCCUUUGGCGGGAUCUAGUGCGAAGUGCAAUCAAGCAAACCUCGUCCGACCAUUUCUCCGAAGAGCGGUUCGAAUAGCUGGCCUGGAGGAUUGUGAGAUUUGUGUAGUCAUUGUGCCAAAAGUGCGUGCCCGUUGGAUUUUUCGUUGUUCCUGGUGAUUUCAGAAUUUUGUGUCAAUUACCCAUUGCCAGUUGCCUUUGCUACUUUCCGGACGCUCCUUGAACGACCCUCGACCGCUUGAGAUUGGCAACCAACUGAGACUGCACCUCGUCCCCGGAUAAAUUUAACUGCAAAGAGUGCGCGACCGAAACGAGACGCUCCUCGCAACAUUUCUGUCUAAAAAUAGUGCAUAUCGUCUGUCUUUAUUUUGAUCCCCCCGCACCGAGCCCCCGCUCAAAUCUGCAAUAAAACUCGUUCUGCCCCAAGAGGAAGGUUGAAACGUGCAACCCAAACAAAACAGCUCGAAAGUAAACACACGAGCUCCGAAGAGUUAUCCGAAGUCAUUGCCUCAGUGCCAGUUACUGUGGGGCGUGCUUGUCUCCUCGCUUUGUUUUGGUAAACAGGAAUGGCACCAAUUUCAGUGUUCGACAAAACCUCGGCUGACGCUUCGAAUUCCUCCUCUACAGCUUCUUCCCCGAACAACAUGCCCAAGGAGGACUCCAAGGAGAUGAACGGCUCAGCAUCCAUGGAGCAGGGCACCUCGAACUCCGGUCAUAAACCAUAUAAUGAUAUUGGCUCAUCUAGCCUCUCGGCCGCAGAGACGCCAUGUCCACUACGGGCUCCACUGAUAGUCACAAUUGUGGGCUUGCCAUGCCGUGGAAAAUCGUUGGCUGCCCACAAAAUCGCCCGUCAUUUGAACUGGAAGGGAGAAAUGGCCAAGGUAUUUCGCGUGGAUGUCGAUGCAACCCCAGAGACGUUAUCCGAAGUCCAGGAUUGGUUCAAUCUGGAGAAUAAUGUUGCCAUAAUUGAUGGCAUGCAUUUGUCUCGACAAUCGCGCCAACUUGUUGCUACGUUCUGUCGGGAACAUGUUUAUCAUCAUUUAAUUGUUGAAUUUGACUGUGAUGAAAAAACUCUUGAAGCUAAUCUGGAGGAAAUGAUACGUUUUUAUCAGAAAACAGAUAAAAAUACCGACUGGGGACAUGUAUUUUCGGAGAAGCUUCAACAGUACACGCCAAAAUAUGAAAAGUGCACACCAGUAGAAAGUCCUCAAAUAACAGUUACUAAUUCAGAAGAUCUUUGCAUUCAUUCGGUUACUGCACGCGGUGUCCAAGGUGCCUUGCAAACAUCAAUUCUUGGUGUACUAUCGCAUCCUGUGAUUAAAGAGCAAAUAUUUUAUAUAACACGACAUGGUGAAUCUGAUUUUAAUGUUAUCGGCCGCAUCGGAGGAGAUGCAGACCUAUCGCCCCGUGGAAGGAAAUACGCGGAACGGCUUACGCGUCUGUUUCGGGAGAACCCGCAAACGUUACCCGGCCCUCAAUUAAUUUGGACUUCCGAACUUCAACGAACUAUUCAUACAGCAGAGGGUAUACCCGGGCCACGGGCUGCAGUUAAUGAUUUGAAUGAGAUCGAUGCUGGCAUUUGUGAAGGACUAACAUAUGAAGAAAUUCAAGAGCGCUUCCCACAAGAGUUCGCCUGGCGUGACCAGGAUAAGUUCAAAUAUCGUUAUCCACACGGUGAAUCCUACCUAGAUCUGUUGCAACGUGUCGAUAGCGUCGUUCAAGCAAUACUCACAAAGACUCAAGUUCUAGUUGUUUCACACCAAGCUGUGCUUAGAUGCAUAAUGGCCUAUUUCAUGGGGACGAGACCUGAACAAGUGCCAUACAUAAACGUCCCGCUCCAUACACUGCUAGUAGUUCGUACAAACGGUUACAUGUUCGAAGUUGAGCAAAUUCCUCUAAAAGUGGAAUGUGUAGAUACGUAUCGAGUGAAGCCGAAGAAUUGCACUACGGAAAGGACUAGUGCUGACGCUCUAGGAACAGUUCCUGCACAUUUUGAUGCUCCGUUGCAGCAUCCAUUGCCACAAGCGAUAUAGCUAUUGCUGUAGACCACACGCUGAAAAGAUCUUUGUGCCGUAUCUUUUUUUGAAACUCAAUAUUAUUUAUCUGCACUUCAUAGGUUGCUGCUAACAACGACUUUUUUCUAAUCUACCUGUUUUUAUACUAAAUAUGUAUUACUUGCCGGAGUUGUGUUUCUACAAGAUAUGUUUACGUGCUAUUAUCUUUUAUUCUGUGAAUCGAAUAACACUUUACUACUAACAGGCA